Priceomyces carsonii is the source of this 1332-nucleotide messenger RNA. RefSeq names its product Mdm10p (gene MDM10). Gene Ontology annotation, cellular component: ERMES complex; SAM complex. The transcript has a single exon. The record is from RefSeq and is a predicted model, not a curated record. Bases 1 to 1332 code for a protein of 443 amino acids. NCBI's taxonomy places the organism in Eukaryota, Fungi, Ascomycota, Pichiomycetes, Serinales, Debaryomycetaceae. Gene Ontology annotation, biological process: protein insertion into mitochondrial outer membrane; phospholipid transport; mitochondrial outer membrane translocase complex assembly.
AUGUAUACUUACAUGGAAUAUCUUCAAAAAUGCUUCUACAAAUCUACAGAUUGGAAUGAGGAUAACAUAUAUUCCAAUAUAACGGCAACAUCACAUGCGCUACUAGAGUUCUCAGUACCUAAUGGUUGUAAAUUAGACAUUUCGUCUAAGUCAACAGAGUAUCUGGCCUCAAGUUUUACUUUAUCUAACUACCAUUCGAUCAAUGGGUCCUUGGCUUAUCUAUAUUCGUCUAUCCCCCUCCGAAAUACAAUGGGCACUAGAGAGGUCUCGCUUCAAGAUGCCAUUGCUGGAUUCAAGAUCAUAGAGCCUCAUUUUACGUCUGUGAAAAAUACUAUAGCGCGCAAUAGUCAAAGAAAGGAUUCACUCUUGUAUGGUCGUAUGUACUUCCCAGGUUCUGCAUUAGAAGCAAUGAUUAUCAAGAGGUUUUCGAGUCAGACCCAACUUUUAGUGAAGUGUAUUAAUAACCCUCAUCUCGACAAGAAUGGAACGAUGAUAAUAUAUUUACAGAAAAACGCUCCUCAAUUUCUGAGGGAACUCAUAUAUUCCACUAAUGAUGCAUUAAUUGGAUUUCGUUGUUUGUACAAUUUUGGAAACCUGACUGGUAAUCAAAGGUACCAAAAUAAUUUAAAGAUUCCUAAUUUUGAUAAUUCAGCUGUUUCAGUAGGUGCAGAAAUAUGGUACGCUGCUAUGACAAUGAGUCCAGGUCUUUCAACUGCAUUCCGUUAUUCAACACGCUCCACAACCACUGGGAAACCGCUAACCAUGACGCUUGCAUGUAAUCCAGUUUUGGGCCAUAUUUCUUCCACUUAUACGGUAAAGACUUCGGUGUCGUCUUCGUUCUGCUCAAAGUACGAUUUCAAUUUCUUUUCGUAUGCGAGUAACUUGAGUCUAGGAUUUGAAUUGUACAAUUUUUCGAAGAACUCUAGUGUGUUCUCGAAUUGGCCAGCAUCCUCUACAAUAGAAAAGCCAGGUACAAUUGCCCAUCCUCCAUUAACGCUACAUCAUCAAAAUCAAAUCGUAGAUCCUAUACAAAAUUUUGAUAAUUAUUAUCAUAUCAAUCCGACAUUAUUAUCGAAACAAUCAAGGAAGAGUACAGACGAAGAAUUGACAAAUGAGACUGUCAUGACAGCAUUUCAAAAUCUAGUAAAGGAGAGUGACUUUUCUUCCGUCAUAAAAUUGUCUACUAGCUUAAAUGAUAAAAUGCUAAAGGUUCUUUGGGAGGGUAAAUGCAAAGAUUUUCUUAUAAGCACGGGCUUCAAAAUGAAUGUAAAUCCUGUCACGAACUCUCCUGAAUUCAAUAGAUUUGGUAUUACAUUAUCAUAUGCCUCUUAA